Molecule: messenger RNA, 1860 nt
Organism: Cyclocybe aegerita
Lineage: Eukaryota; Fungi; Basidiomycota; Agaricomycetes; Agaricales; Hemipholiotaceae
Source: the annotation of a GenBank genome assembly
AUGGGCUCAAGCAGGCUGUACAGGGAUGCCAAUCUCUUCCCAGUAACUAAACUUUCCGAAUCUACCUGUCGCGAUCUUGUUUGUCAGCGGGGGACUCAUCCGAGCUUCGCUAUGUCUUCCUCCUCAUCGUCGAAACGCAGUGAAGGCUCUCAAGGCUAUCUUCCUCGCGGUGGUGCUUGUGUUAGCUGCCGACGCAGGAAAAUGAAAUGCGAUGGCCAGCAUCCUAUCUGUGGCCAAUGCGAACGUGCUGGACGCGCAGAGGACUGUGAAUAUACGGCCGGCUCUGAGCGUUCGACUGUUCAGAUUCUGGAAGACAACAUCAGCCGUCUCGAAGCCCGAAUCCAGGAACUCCAAAACCCGAAUUCGGCUAACGCAGCUGCAGUUCGACUUCACCAGCCAUACAUGGGUGGCGCUCCACCCAUGGUUCCAGGCCACAGUCAAGGUCGGGGGUUGCCCGUUCCCGCUCCAUCCUCAAGCUUCCAGCGACCGACGGUUCAAGACCCUCCGAGGAACGUCGCAGAGACCCUCCUAGCCACGUUUAUGCCGUAUGCUACUGACUUUGGGUUCUUCUUGCAUCUGCCGCGGUUCCGCGCGUCGAUGUUCCAGGCACAAGCACCUGGGCACCCCGCACGACCAGCACCUGCGCUCAUCUUCAGUGUGUACCUGUGGGCGAUCAGACUGUCGAAUGACCCCACGAUGCAGGCGAACGAGGAAGCUUACCUGACCCGCGCGACGCAGGAGGCGAGCACGGCAUUGCUGGGCAAUCACCCGAACAAGGUGAUGCACUCGAUCCAGGCGGAGGUGCUGCUGGCGAAUUACUUCUUCGCCCAGGGGAGGUUCCUCGAAGGCAAGUACCACCUCGCCACGGCCGUGUCGACGGCGCUUUCCGCUGGUUUGCACAAAAUACGCUCGGCAUCCCCGGGCGGCGGGUCGCCCGUAGCCAGUGUCGGUGCAGGCAACAACCAACUUGCGCCUGCCAGAGAUGCCGUCGAGGAGGGCGAACGCAUCAUCGCCGGUUGGACCGUGUUCACAAUGGAUAAGGUUUGGGCUGUGGCACUGGAUUACGAGCCCAAUUUUCUGCAUUCUACGCACGCCAUGGGGACCAAGAUAGAUACGCCUUGGCCCCUCGAGAUCGAAGAGUUCGAGCAGGGGGUACUGCCACAGCACGUGCGGACUAGUAAUACCGUCCAUAAUUUCCUCAGUCGAGCUCAAACUCCGGACGCUGGCGUGUCCAGCCGAGCACUGGAGGCCAAGGCGGCCAUCCUCUGGGAACGUGUCGCGGACUUUUGCAAGAAACACAAUCUCAACGCCCAAACAAACCCACAGUCCAUACAAUCAGCGCUCCAGGAAUUUACAUCGCUUUCCAACAUCUUAGAUGCCCAAACAGCGGCGAUGCCUCCUGCCACUGCCGCUUCACUCCAUCCCACCCGGUUGCCCUCCAUUGAGCGCGCGCGAAGGCUGGUAGUCGCCCACUCCAUGCUCGACGCGGCAGCCAUCCGCCUCCACGCACCAUUCGCCGCGGACGGGAGGAGCGAGAGCUCACGAAGAAAACGUGUAGGUGCUGCUCGCAGCGUCCUCGAGGGCACCUUGGCCCUACGAGGCCGUCUUGCGCAGGCAGGACAUCCGGCAGGAUGGAUUGACCCUAUUAUUGGGACGGCUUGGAUCGAAGCUGCCCAGGUCCUCUUCGACGAAGUCACGAGCAUCCGCACCAUGCGUGCCUCCAGUGCUCAUGCUGGCGAUGAGGCCCCUCUUCUGGGAUAUAUCCAGCAGGCGAUGACUGCCAUGUCCGACUUCGCGGUGAACAUUCCUCUUCUCAGUUUCCAAGUAGGCAAGAUUCAGGAAACAUUUACUUCCUUCUAG